Molecule: messenger RNA, 627 nt
Organism: Geodia barretti
Lineage: Eukaryota; Metazoa; Porifera; Demospongiae; Tetractinellida; Geodiidae
Source: the annotation of a GenBank genome assembly
CUGCUCUCCGUGCUGGGCCAAGACGGGUUGGAAGGCCCGAUCACCCGGCCCUUCGGCAUCGUGGAAACGACCAUUGACGACAGCGACGCAAUCAUCAGUCGGACAGGCUAUACGGGCGAGGAUGGCGUCGAGUUGGUAGUCAGAUCAGAGCAAGGACCGCAGGUAUGGGGCCGACUUAUGGAGCUUGGGGCCGCACCCUGCGGGCUGGGCGCACGGGACGUACUCCGCUUGGAAGCUGGUCUGCGUCUGCAUGGUACAGACAUGGACGCCACCACAACUCCCUUUGAGGCUGGCCUGCAACGCUACGUGCAUAUGGACGGAGACUUCAGAGGCCGUGACGCCUUGCUGCAACAGCAGGACCGAGGAAUCACGCGGGUGCUGGCAGGGCUGAAUGUUCGGAGCCGGUCGGUGGCCCGCCACGGACACCGGGUGCUGCACCAAGCCACAGAAGUGGGUGUAGUCACAAGCGGCACCUUCUCACCGACUCUGCGCGCCAACAUUGCUAUGGCCUACGUGCCACCCGAGUUGGCGGAUGCAGGGCAACUGCUGGACGUGGACAUUCGCGGCGACUCAGUGGAGGCGGAAGUCGUGUCCCUACCCUUCUAUUCCAGGAAGCGCUCGGGCUGA